ACAACAAUACAAAGCUCGAGAGUAAAAUGGAAGGAGGAGCCAAAGCCUUGGCCAGUCAGUCUCCUCACUCCGUUGAACUGGUCCGGGACGAGACGACGCUGCUCCCUCCAAAAUCACGCACUAAAUCCACCUAAUUCAGUGACUGACACCAAUCUGGGCCACUGCCCUGCUGGAAUUGCAGUGAUGCUAUUAUCAGAGGCGAGAAUUUUUAUGUAUUCUACAUUAUGAAAAAUGAAACCAAAAGGGACAUGUUCAUUGGUGUUGAUCCCGAGCAAUGGAAUUAUUGAUGCGUUAUUAUGUUUUAUGCCGUUUGUUGCAGAAUUGAGCCUCUAAUGCAAGCUCGUGGUUCUUAUCUACUUUUGCGUGUGGAGUUUUAAGAGAAAUUCUGGUCUUGAAAUCAUUUUACCAGACAAGAUGGACACUGAAGUGAUUAAGGUAGAAAUAGAGAAAAGGCAAAGAGAUGGGGUUUCUUGUACACAACGUAGUGAGGAUGGGAAUGAAAAUCAAAGUGGCAAUCCUGUUGAAGGAGAAAACAAUCAAGCUGAUGAUGGGAAUGAGAAACCUUAUGUUGGUAUGGAGUUUGAAUCUGAAGAAUCUGCCAAGAAAUUUUAUGAUGCAUAUGGACGGCGAGUGGGUUUCAGCAUUCAUGCUGGUCAAUACAGUCGCACCAAUCCUGACGGUCCAAUCGUUUCUUGGGAGUUUGCGUGUUCCAGAGAGGUUUUCAAGAGGAAGAAUAUUGAAAGCUGCAGUGCUAUGCUACAUAUUGAGAGAAAGGAUCCAGACAGAUGGGUUGUCACAAAGUUUGUUGAGGAUCAUAAUCACUCUAUUAUGAACCCGAGCAAGGUGCAUUACCUCCGAACCCGUAGGCAUUUUGCUGGAGCUACAAAGAGUGCUCAACAGAUAGUUGAUAAUCAAAAUGAUAUUAUGGUUUCUGUGGAAGGGAACAAUGUAUUGUAUGAUCCAAAUCCCCUUGUUGGUAACACUUCUCUUAAAGAGGCAAAUUGUACACUAAGAAAUGUCUCUCCUGCAGAAAAGAUUCCUGUUGUUAGGAAUUUAUCAUCUGCAGAGGCAAAUCGUGCAACUGUGAACACUGCCCCUGUGAUGCCACUUCAUUUUCUUCAGCCUUCUAGCCGAAGAGGAUCUCUUGGAAAAGAUGCACAGAAUCUUCUGACCUAUUUUCAGAAGAUGCAAGCUGAAAACCCUGGUUUCUUUUAUGCCAUACAGCUUGGCGAUGACAAUCACAUAAACAAUGUUUUCUGGGCUGAUGCAAGAUCAAGGAUUGCUUAUAGCCAUUUUGGUGAUGCAGUAACUUUUGACACCAUGUAUAGACCCAAUCAGUUUCAGGUUCCAUUCGCACCCUUUACUGGGGUUAAUAAUCAUGGUCAAAUGGUUUUAUUUGGCUGUGCACUGCUUUUUGAUGAGUCAGAGGCUUCCUUCACUUGGGUCUUCACAACUUGGCUCUCUGCUAUGAAUAACCGACCUCCUGUUUCCAUCACCACCGACCAAGAUAGGGCCAUCAAAGCAGCUGUCCAUCGGGUGCUCCCAGAAACUCGCCACUGCAUUUGUAAAUGGCACAUAUUAAGGGAAGGUCAUGAAAGGCUUUCUCACAUUUAUAAUGUUCACUCAACUUUGUAUGGAGAGCUUUAUGGCUGCAUCAACUUCUCUGAGACAAUUGAAGAUUUUGAAUCAUCAUGGAGGUCUAUAAAUGAUAAAUAUGAUCUGUGGAAAAAUGAGUGGCUGCAAGCUGUAUACAAUGCCAGGAGGCAGUGGGCUCCUGUUUAUUUUCGUGACACUUUUUUUGCAGCUCUUUCAUCCAACUACGGAGUAUGCUCCUUCUUGGAUGGGUAUGUGAACCAGCAGACAACACUACCUAUGUUCUUUAAGCAGUAUGAACGGGCAUUGGAGAAAUCUGUAGAAAGAGAGGUAGAUGCAGAUUACGAUACAUUAAGUACCACGCCAGUACUGAAGACACCAUCACCAAUGGAACAGCAGGCAGCUAAUUUAUAUACAAAGAAGGUUUUUAUGAAGUUUCAGGAAGAAUUGGUUGAAACUUUUGUUUACACGGCCAAUAAGAUAGAUGGCAGUGGUAGCGCUAAUAAAUUUAGGGUUGCAAAAUAUGAACACGAUCACAAGGCAUACAUUGUCACAUUGGAUUUUUCUGAGAUGAAUGCUCGUUGUAGUUGCCAGAUGUUUGAGUACUCGGGUGUUCUGUGCAGACAUAUAUUGACAGUAUUUACUGUGACAAAUGUAUUGACCAUUCCAUCACAUUAUAUACUAAAGAGGUGGACUCGGAAUGCAAGAGGUGGCCUUCCAGAUGAGCAGGAGAUGCAUAUGGCAUCUGUGGAAUCUCUGAUUGUACGUUUCAACAGUCUUUGUUGGGAAGCUAUAAAGUUUGCAGAUGAAGGAGCUAUUUCUAAUGAGACAUAUCAGGUAGCCAUGGAAACUCUACGUGAUGGUGCAAGGAAGAUUUCUAUGGUUAAGAAAAACGUAGCCACAAUUAAACCCUCUAGUUCUCAGGGAAGUGGAAGUUUUCCGGACCAGAGUAGCAAGAAAGCUUCUUUGUCAUUUCCUGAUACAGCACCAUCCUUGUGGCCUUGUCAAGAAGCUGCAUCAAAUUGUUUCAAUCUCAAUGAUGCAGGAAACCCAGUUUCUGAUUCAAGCCAUCCAACUAUGGCGCCAAUAGCCAUAAACCGUGAUGGUUCCUUGGCUGAUAAUACGGUUGUGCUCACAUGUUUUAAAUCCAUGACAUGGGUUAUAGAAAAUAAAAAUUGGCCAAGUGAAGUGGCUGUUAUCAAUUUGAAGCUCCAAGAUUAUGGCAAGACUCCUUCAGGAGAAUCCGAGGUGCAGUUUAGAGUUACACGAGCCACACUGGAGCCAAUGUUGAAAUCCAUGGCUUAUAUAAGUCAGCAGCUCUCAAUUCCGGCUAACAGAGUUGCUGUUAUCAAUCUAAAGCUCCAGGACCCUAAAACUACAAGUGGAGAAGCAGAGGUGAAAUUCCAAGUUUCAAGAGAUACUUUGGGUUCAAUGUUGAGAUCGAUGGCUUAUAUUAGGGAGCAACUAUGACACCUACAAUAUUGACAGAAGUUGAUAAAACCAUUUAUUGAGAACAGCCAGCAAGCUAGAGGUAACUCAAUGCCAGUUGUUUUAGAAUUUGUUCCACAGCGACAGAGUAUUCUAAGCAACCAAAACUAUCAAAUGACACGAGAUUUCUGAGCCAUGAUCAUUUUCCUGUAUCUCUGCCGGUAUCCAAGGUUUGUCAGCUCGUCUGUAUUACUAUUGUUCGAUAUUGUUUGGUUGCAGCUGUUUACUGUAGUAGUAACAAAUUGAUUGUUCAGUUCUUCCCAGAACUUCUUUGAUGGAUGGAUAUCCAGAUUUCUGUAUAAGCAAUGAAAGAUUGCUCUUUUUCACUAAAUGUCAUUAACUGUAGAAUUUACGCAUAUCUCUAAUUGAUCACGGUUUUUCUCAGACUCGGUAUAAGUUGCCCGAACAUUCUUCACUCUGUUAACCCUUUUCUGUGUUUUCAACGACCUGCAAAAUGACUGAAAACUGCAUCCUAGAUUGAUUGAAAUGGAUAGUAGAAUGUAAACUGCUUACAUUGUUGUUUUUUCUUUCUUUCUUUCUGGUAAAAUAGAAUCAUGUAUAUGUUUGGGGACAUUCAUGAUAUUCCUAAAUAUUUAUGCUAUCAAAUCCUCAAAUGGAAAUUCGGCAUUUAGCUCUAUGGACUAUCUUUAAUUCUGACUGAAAUAGAUCAAUUUAUAUCUACCAAGCGUCGAGAUUGCUCCAAGAAAUUCAUGUGGCCUCUGAUUCUUUGAAACCUAAAUUGGAGGAGACAGCAAGAUUUGCUUUCAUGAAAUGAUGCAUGGUUUUGGACACAAAUUUGGCAAAACCAGAAUUAAUCUUCUUUAAUCCCAUUCUUGAUUGCUCUCACUUACAGCUCUACCAAAUUUGAACUACUCUUUUGUUUUAUUCCAGGCUCUAAUUUAGGGAUAGACUUGAUUUGUUCUAUGGGGGCAAGUAAUUAGGCCUUAUUAGCAAAUUGUUAUCCAUAUCAUGAUUGCCCUUUU
This is a messenger RNA of Andrographis paniculata, 4064 nucleotides long. Its product is annotated as protein FAR1-RELATED SEQUENCE 3-like. Lineage: Eukaryota; Viridiplantae; Streptophyta; Magnoliopsida; Lamiales; Acanthaceae. Gene Ontology annotation, biological process: regulation of DNA-templated transcription. The coding region runs from base 415 to 3063 and encodes 882 amino acids. The record is from RefSeq and is a predicted model, not a curated record. The transcript is spliced from 6 exons. Gene Ontology annotation, molecular function: zinc ion binding.